Aphidius gifuensis is the source of this 3222-nucleotide messenger RNA. It is a transcript of the gene Mtr4, whose product is annotated as exosome RNA helicase MTR4. The transcript is spliced from 3 exons. The record is from RefSeq and is a predicted model, not a curated record. Gene Ontology annotation, biological process: maturation of 5.8S rRNA; RNA catabolic process. Bases 75 to 3152 code for a protein of 1025 amino acids. Gene Ontology annotation, cellular component: nucleus. Lineage: Eukaryota; Metazoa; Arthropoda; Insecta; Hymenoptera; Braconidae. Gene Ontology annotation, molecular function: RNA binding; ATP binding; RNA helicase activity.
UAUUAUGCUAAAAAUUUACAGCAUGAUCUCUUGACUGUUAUUUUGUUAAUAAAUAUUAUAAUUAAUUAAUAACAAUGGCUGAUUUUGAUUCAGAUUUAUUUGAUGCAUUUGAUGAAGCAAAUGAUAGUGUACAAGUGAUUCCAUCGCCUCAAACAUCAAACGUAAAUGAUAAACAAACUUCCAAUGAUGACAUUGAAAUUAUCGAAAACAAUGAGUCAACAGGUGAAAAACGUAGUCACGAUGUGGACAUGGAAUUUGAUACAAAAAAAAUUAAAACAGAUUCACUUCUUGAUGAUAUAAAUCUUGAAGAGCUUGUGACUCAAAUAAAAAUUCAUAAAAUUGAAACAAUUGAAUCUUGUACUCAUGAAGUUGCUGUACCACCAAAUCAUGAAUACAUACCACUUGAAACAAAUCCAUUGAUACCACCAGCAAAAGAAUAUAAAUUUAUUCUUGAUCCAUUUCAAAAAGAGGCAAUUUUAUGUAUUGAAAAUAGUCAAUCAGUUUUAGUAUCAGCUCAUACAUCAGCUGGAAAAACAGUUGUUGCUGAGUAUGCAAUAGCAUGUUCAUUACGUGAUAAACAACGUGUUAUAUAUACAACACCAAUAAAAGCAUUGAGUAAUCAAAAAUAUCGUGAAUUUUAUGAAGAAUUUAAAGAUGUUGGUUUGGUAACUGGUGAUGUUACAAUAAAUCCAACAGCAAGUGUUUUAAUAAUGACAACUGAAAUUUUACGUAAUAUGUUGUAUCGUGGUUCUGAAGUUAUGCGUGAAGUUGGUUGGGUUAUAUUUGAUGAAAUUCAUUAUAUGAGAGAUAAAGAACGUGGUGUUGUUUGGGAAGAAACAUUAAUAUUAUUACCAGAUAAUGUACAUUAUGUAUUUUUAUCAGCAACAAUACCAAAUGCUCGACAAUUUGCUGAAUGGGUUGCACAUUUACAUCAUCAACCAUGUCAUGUUGUUUAUACUGAUUAUCGUCCAACACCACUUGAACAUUUUAUUUAUCCAGCUGGUGGUGAUGGUAUACAUCUUGUUGUUGAUGUUGAAGGACGUUUUAAAGAAGAUAAUUUUAAUCGUGCAAUGAGUAUAUUACAAAAUUCUGGUGAUGCUGCAAAAGGUGAUCAAAAAGGUAGAAAAGGUGGUUUACGUGGUGGUAGUUCAGCAACAUCAAAUAUAUUUAAAAUGGUUAAAAUGAUUAUGGAAAGAAAUUUUGCACCAGUUAUUAUAUUUAGUUUUUCAAAAAAAGAUUGUGAAUUAUAUGCAAUGCAAUUAGCACAACUUGAUUUAAAUACAAAUCAAGAAAAAAAACUUGUUGAUGAAGUAUUUAAAAAUGCAAUGGAUGUAUUAAGUGAAGAUGAUCGUAAAUUACCACAAGUUGAAAAUGUAUUACCAUUAUUACGACGUGGUAUUGGUAUUCAUCAUGGUGGUUUAUUACCAAUAUUAAAAGAAACUGUUGAAAUAUUAUUUGGUGAAGGUUUAAUAAAAGCAUUAUUUGCAACUGAAACAUUUGCAAUGGGUCUUAAUAUGCCAGCAAGAACAGUAUUAUUUACAGCACCACGUAAAUUUGAUGGUAAAGAUUUUAGAUGGAUAACAUCUGGUGAAUAUAUACAAAUGUCUGGACGUGCUGGUCGUCGUGGUCUUGAUGAAAAAGGUAUUGUUAUAUUGAUGAUUGAUGAACAAGUUAGUCCAUCAGUUGGAAAAGAAAUUGUACAAGGUAAAGCUGAUCCAAUCAACUCAGCAUUUCAUUUAACUUAUAAUAUGGUUUUAAAUCUUUUACGUGUUGAAGAAAUUAAUCCUGAAUAUAUGCUUGAAAGAAGUUUUUAUCAAUUUCAAAAUCAAGCUUCAAUACCUGGUCUUUAUGAUAAAGUUAAAGAAUUACAAUCAUCAUAUGAUGAUAUUAUUGUUGAUAAAUAUCAUGAGAUAUCUAAGUAUCAUGAUAUACAAGUACAGCUUGAACGUUUAAAUACAAAUUAUCGUAAAUAUAUAACAACACCACAAUAUUUAUUACCAUUUUUACAACCAGGAAGAAUGGUUAAAAUUAAAAAUGACAUGCAUACAUUUGAUUGGGGAAUUGUUAUUAAUUUCAAGAAAAAAAAUCCAAAAAAUCCAAAAGAAGAAGCAACACUAAUUGUUGAUAUAUUACUUCAUGUAUCAAAAAAUUCAAAAGAAGGUGCACCUGUACCAUGUGCUGUAAAUGAAGAUGGUGAUGUUGAAGUUGUGCCUGUUCUUCAUACACUUAUAUUUGAAAUAAGUUCAUGUAGAAUUGUCCUACCAAAAGAUUUACGACCAUCUGAUAAUCGUAAAAGUGUUUUAAAAACAAUACGUGAAGUUAAAAAAAGAUGUAACGGUGUUAUACCAUUGUUAGAUCCAAUUACAGAAAUGAGAAUAAAUGACACGACAUUUAGUGAUAUUUAUAAUAAAAUAAAAAUACUUGAAAGUAAAUUAAAAGAACAUUCACUAAAUGACGAUGUUAAUUUAGGAGAAUUAUAUAAUACCUAUUUGAAAAAAGAAGAAAUUGGUGAUGAAUUAAAACAAGCAAAAAAUGAAUUAAAACAAGCUAAAUCUGUAUUACAAAUGGAUGAAUUAAAAUGUAGAAAACGUGUAUUAAGAAGAAUGGCAUAUUGUACUGCUGCUGAUGUUAUUGAAUUGAAAGGACGUGUUGCUUGUGAGCUUAAUGGUGCUGAUGAAUUAUUAUUAACUGAAAUGAUAUUUAAUGGUUUAUUUAAUGCACUUAAUGUACCACAAAUGGCAGCAUUAUUAAGUUGUUUUGUUUGUGAUGAAAAAUCAAAUGAAAUGCCAAAAAGUACCAAUGAACUUAGUGGUCCAUUACGACAAAUGCAAGAUCUUGCAAGAAAAAUUGCUAAGGUAUCAUCAGAAGCUACACUUGAUCUUGAUGAAGAUAAAUAUGUUGAACGUUUUAAGCCAUUUUUAAUGGAUGUCGUAUAUGCAUGGUGUAAAGGUGCAAACUUUUUACAAAUAUGCAAAAUGACUGAUAUAUUUGAGGGUUCAAUUAUUCGUUGUAUGAGAAGACUUGAAGAAAUUUUACGACAACUUAGUCAAGCUGCUAAAAAUAUUGGAAAUACUGAUUUAGAAAAUAAAUUCAGUGAAGCUAUUAAGAUUCUAAAGCGUGAUAUUGUAUUUGCUGCUUCACUUUAUUUGUAGUAAAAAAAUUUAAUUAAAUAAUAAUAACAUUUUUAAUAAAUAAAUAUUUUUUUUUUUUUGCUUUUUUUAA